AGGGUAUUAGUAUUGUGCGGAACUGGCACUGGUCUAUUGGAAUUGCGGUGUGUUUAUCGAGUGUUUAGAUCGAGUGACCGAUCGAGGGAGAGUGAAUCUUGAGUGACCAAAAACAAAACAAAAAAAAAUGAAAGCGUGUCAAAUGUGGUUCUCCUGCUGGUUAGGCUGCUGGAUGCUGGUAACGCUCGGUGCAGCUCAGGAUGGCAGUUUCUAUGCCAAGUUAAUCACUUUCGCCAUCCACAACAGUGAGCUGAACGUGACCACGGACGUAGAGUCGGACUUUAAGGAUUUUGAGUCGCUCGGCUGCAACCGGACCGAUCCGUUCGCUCUCAUUGUGCACGGCUGGAAGGAAAGCUGCCGGACGGAGUGGUUGGUCGACAUGAUCUCCAAUUUGUCGAGCGUGCGGCCGGGUUGUAUUUACUGUAUGAACUAUAACAACUUCUCCCGGUAUGACGAUUACUUUGGGUUGGUGCGUCAGUUUCUGCCCAUUUCGAAGGUAUUGCUGACGAAGCUGGAGCAGCUCGAGGACUUUGGCUAUGACCUCGAACAAGGCCACGCGUUUGGGUUCAGCUUUGGAGCACGGUUGUCACUCGAUGCGCUGCAGAAGUUUGGUCCAGGUCGACUCGGUGCGCUGGAUGUCUGCGAACCGGCUGGACCCGGGUUCGAUGGGGAUCAGAAAUUCCGCGACCUGGAUCCGCGCCUGGCAGCCAAGAAUGUGCAGUGUAUUCACACCAGUGACAACUAUGGUACGCGGGAGCGUAACUGUCACCAGAACUGGAACCUGGGACGAUGCGGUAAGUCGCAGGAUGCGGCAGGACCGUAUCCGAAAGGUUCGCACGGUCUCUGCCCGUACAUGUACAACAGUGCGUUCCGGCACGACUUUCUGGCCGCACCCAACAAACAGAACUGUCCGACGAAGCGACUCGCAACGCAUUGGCCAAAGGGCUUCCGGAUGGGUUACUUUAUGGAUCGUAAAAGUGACGUUUACGGAGAUCUUUUUGCUGACACUACGCGCGAGUACCCGUACUUCGACAGUACUUACGCUAACGAAGUCAAUGAGGUUUAAUUAGUUUGUUCGGAUGUGCGCUUCGCUGGGAUCUGUUUCACAAUUACCGGCAGCCCGGCGUCCCUUCCCCCUUGCCACUUAACCACCAGACCACCAGAGGCGCAGUGGAGCGGAAUAAAAAGUUUUGAUGGAUCCUUUCGGUUUUGCGUGAAGCAGCGAUUUUUUCUCCACUCCACUCGUCGACUGUUGCCAUCGCUGGCGCUGGAGCUCGAUACCGUCCAUCGAUGGUAGGUAAGGAUUGCUUACAUCUUCAUUAGGUUCCUACUUAGGACGCACUAUAAAGAAUUGUCGGAAGGAUCAUG
This is a messenger RNA of Anopheles darlingi, 1368 nucleotides long. RefSeq lists its product as uncharacterized. Bases 128 to 1066 code for a protein of 312 amino acids. The record is from RefSeq and is a predicted model, not a curated record. Lineage: Eukaryota; Metazoa; Arthropoda; Insecta; Diptera; Culicidae. Gene Ontology annotation, molecular function: lipase activity. The transcript has 4 exons.